Messenger RNA from Pseudophryne corroboree (corroboree frog), 1331 nucleotides. Its product is annotated as mucin-5AC-like. The transcript is spliced from 4 exons. The record is from RefSeq and is a predicted model, not a curated record. The coding region runs from base 73 to 1002 and encodes 309 amino acids. Lineage: Eukaryota; Metazoa; Chordata; Amphibia; Anura; Myobatrachidae.
UGUUUGUAACUUGCAUGUGAAACUUAACCCUGAUGCUGCCAGAAUCACAGUAAGGAGAUUAGAGACAAUGAGAUGCAGCAUGCUGCACACAGACAGUGCAGAUGGAAUCCAGGCUUGGAACGCUGGGACAGUCUCAGGAGGCAUUUGGAAGUUUCCACCGUGGAAAGCCAGCCAUCAAUCCCAUUCUCCUUAUAUGAGACCAUCAAUGAUUUCCUUGCAGCUCUUGAAAACCUCAAAAAACAAUUCUCCCACAAUACAACUAGCACCACAGUGGCUCCCAUCACUAGCACAACUCGUCUUUCUCUAAAAACCAGUAUACAUCCAAUACCAAGCACUAGCACGUUGAUAUCUAACAAACACAGCAGUCACUCAACAACAACUAGUAACACCAGACAAACAACCUAUAAACAUAUAUCUUCAACUAAACAUGUGACUCCUCCCUCUACUAGAUUUACUAGACACAUAAGUUCUACAAGUAGGUUGGUUUCUAAUAGUCAUCCCACAUCAGUCAAUAAACAGGUGUCUAUCUCAAGUACACCAUCACUGACUAUCAAACCAGUAAAUAAUAUUCCAUUGAACAAUAAUCCAGUGACUUCAUUUGUUACUGUGGGUAAUAGCUCAUUAUCAACCAGUAAACCAGUUUCUUGGUACAGCGCUUCCGCAAGCAGAUCAUCAACUAUACAACCAAUGCCUUCUUCCACCAAUAGCAUGCGGACAAUGUCUCUUGGAACACUGAACGGUCAGUCAACAAUUAAUACUAAUAUUCUAACAUCAUCAAAAUCAUUUCAGACUAGUACAUCAUCUACAGCUAUGCCAAGUCCAACAAUGAAUGGCAUAACCCAAACCAGUAACAAAACACAAUCCAGUUCUGGGUCCAGUAUACCAACGAGCACGUCCGUUUCCACUCCUGAAAGUUUCACAGUUAUAUCAGGCGUUUCUGGAUUACCAACCAUGUCCAGGAUUUUCUUACCUGUGGCUUGUCUCUUCAUCGCAAUAUGGUGAAUUCAGUUUUGAUUGAGCUAUGGAAAAAUAUGGUGGCCUGAAUUACUACAGUCUUGGAAGGUCCUUACCGGAGAACCCUCUCAGUCAGCACCAUCUGAUGUCUUCCUUUCCUGUGUGUGCAGCUGCAUUUAUUCCUGCAGCACAGAAGUGACUGAAUCCUUCUGUAUACCUGUUGUGGUGAUGAGACACCUUGUGGUCAUUAUAUGUACUGCAGUGUAUUUCAAGGGAAUGCAACUUUUAUGUUUCUGUCAUACAGGGACACUGCAAGGUAGAUGUGUGUGUGACUUAAAUUGUGUCAGGAUUCAAGUAUAAAAUAAUUCAAAUGAUAA